GCUGUAUGGCUAUAUAUCGAAGUCCGAUAAUUCCAUAGAAGCUAGUUUUGUUUAAUGAUUACAAAUUCCAGUACACGAAAGAACAAAGGGUUUCUAUCAAGUUUGGAGCGCAAAUAGAUCCAGGAAAAAUAUGGGCAUCUUUGUAGGGUUCUGCAACCUUAACUCAACUGCUUAUCCUAAUAUGAAUGUUGCUGCGAAUUCUACAUUCCAGAAAAGCGGCGGGCAUAUGGACCUCUCUUUGAAGCUUAAACAGAAUCCUUUGACAGAAGACCACCCUGAUGCGGAUCACCACACUUUGAACUUUGACGUAUUGCUGUCGUAUAAAUCAUUCACGGACAACAAGCGAGUGUUCAAGGCCGUUUCGUCAUUGAGCAGGAAAUCGACCAGCCUUGCCUAAAGGGCGAGUUAGUGUACGAAGCUUUCAGGCAUGAUAUCAACGUUGUAGGGGUAGUGAACUAUGGCGGGAACAAACAAGUUUCGAUCACGGUCUUCUGGUCGCACCCACGGUCAGCUUUGGAGCAGAUCAAGACUCACGUUAACAUCACUAUACCGUCAUUUACACCUAUGAUAUUGAAGCUGAACAUCAACGAGAAACAGC
Messenger RNA from Acanthoscelides obtectus, 598 nucleotides. The record is from the annotation of a GenBank genome assembly. Lineage: Eukaryota; Metazoa; Arthropoda; Insecta; Coleoptera; Chrysomelidae.